CAUUGUUUCAUUUCCAUUCUGAGCAAAAGAGAAUAGAAGCCUUUAUGAGCCCUUCAUGAUGUGUAUGCCAUUAUAGAUUGUUUUUUUUGUUUAUGACGACUUUACGUACCGUUUCUUUCAUUACUUUCAUCCUUUUCAUUUUUUACCUCUCCUAUGACUACUGUUUUUGUUCGUUAAAACCGUUCCGCUUUUGCAUCCUUUCUCCACACAACUUCGUUUCCAUGUCCGGUUUUUCUUCUUCCCCUCUCCUACUACUCCUCCUUUCUCCUCUUCUCCAUUGUUUAUGCUUUCAUCGACCCGACCGUUUUGUCUUCAUUAUUAACCCAAACAUGGUGACAUGAAAGCAGGUACUUUGUAUAAAGCAACAAAGAACUAUUAAGGCGUAUUUUUAUCCUCCUCUUGAAUUUC
This is a messenger RNA of Schizosaccharomyces cryophilus OY26, 408 nucleotides long. RefSeq lists its product as uncharacterized. Lineage: Eukaryota; Fungi; Ascomycota; Schizosaccharomycetes; Schizosaccharomycetales; Schizosaccharomycetaceae. The record is from RefSeq and is a predicted model, not a curated record. The transcript has a single exon. Bases 93 to 341 code for a protein of 82 amino acids.